Molecule: messenger RNA, 2195 nt
Organism: Scomber japonicus (chub mackerel)
Lineage: Eukaryota; Metazoa; Chordata; Actinopteri; Scombriformes; Scombridae
Gene: napbb
Product: N-ethylmaleimide-sensitive factor attachment protein, beta b
Exons: 11
Biological process (GO): SNARE complex disassembly; synaptic transmission, glutamatergic; intracellular protein transport
Cellular component (GO): terminal bouton; vacuolar membrane; synaptobrevin 2-SNAP-25-syntaxin-1a complex
Molecular function (GO): syntaxin binding; soluble NSF attachment protein activity
Source: RefSeq, a predicted model, not a curated record
GGGUAUUUUCUGCCGUCACCGUAACUUUUCUUCAACACACAGCCUCUCACACAUACACACUCACACACACACAUACAAAACAAAACUAAAAAAUGGAUAACAGCGGGAAAGAGAAGGAAGCCAUUCAGCUAAUGGCCGACGCUGACAAAAAAGUCAAGGCGUCGGGAUCUCUUUUGGGAGGGAUGUUUGGAGGGGGACAUCACAAAGUGGAAGAGGCAUGUGACAUGUACUGCAGAUCAGCCAACAUGUUCAAGAUGGCCAAGAACUGGAGUGCUGCUGGAGGUGCGUUUUGCAAGGCUGCACGUCUCCAUAUGCAGCUGCAGAACAAACACGACUGUGCCACCAGUUUCAUCGACGCAGGAAAUGCUUACAAGAAGUCCGAUCCUAAUGGUGAGACUGCCUAGGCAAUCAAGUGUUUAAAUGCUGCCAUCGAUAUAUAUACAGACAUGGGAAGAUUCACCAUUGCAGCCAAACACCACAUCAGUAUUGCAGAAAUCUAUGAGUCUGAGAUGGUGGAUAUCGAAAAGGCUGUUGCACAUUAUGAACAAGCAGCAGACUACUACAAAGGAGAAGAAUCAAACAGUUCUGCCAACAAGUGUCUGCUGAAGGUGGGGGCUUACUGUGCUCAGCUAGAGCAGUACCAGAAGGCGAUUGAGAUCUACGAGCAGGUUGGAGCCAACACAAUGGACAACCCACUGCUGAAAUACAGCGCCAAAGAGUAUUUCUUCAAAGCCUCUCUCUGUCAUUUCAUUGUCGACGAGCUCAAUGCUAAGAUUGCUGUUGAAAAAUAUGAGGAGAUGUUCCCGGCUUUUUCAGACUCUCGAGAAUGCAAGCUGUUGAAGAAACUACUUGAUGCUCAUGAGGAACAGAACAGUGAGGCUUUCACAGAGGCAGUAAAGGAGUUUGACUCAAUCUCCCGUCUGGACCAGUGGCACACAACCCUCCUGCUGCGCAUCAAAAAGACCAUCCAGGGUGAUGAAGGGGAUCUGAAAUGAAAGAAACACAGGGUAAAAUGUAGCAUGGAGGGACAAAUCCAUCACACAUGCAUUCAUACACCCAGACCUGCACACAAACAAACACACACUCUUUCACUCACCUCACUGUGUAAAGGCAUUUGGAGAUGGGUGUCCCCCUGAUGAUUUUGAAUAUUCCACUGCUCACUGCUAUACUGUUCGAGUACUAUCUUAGCUUUCGUUACGAGCGUAUCUGAAUCUAGUCAGAAUGUAAAAUCCUCUCGCCCUCACCUCUGCCUAGAGGAUUGCUGCAUACCUUUUAUGCUGGAAUCUGUCCUGGGGGAUUUCAGAGCGGGUAUUAAUGUAUUGAAACUGAUGUUAGUAUUGACAAGAAGCACUGCAUGUUUUGUACAAUUAUUGUUUCUUAGUCAAAUGCAGCUUGUUUUUUUUGUUUUUUUUUAACCUAGUUGAUUAUUUUUUUAAACACAUUGAGUGUUUCAGUUUGCUGUAUAAAGACUAUCAUGGUGUGUGUGUGUGUGUGUGGAUUUUAAGAAUAUACCAUAAUCUUAAUUUGUAUUAGAGUAAAUGUUAAGUAUCAAAUCAAUUUCAUGGCUUGUUCUUAUUAUAACCACAAUAAAAAAUGAUUUUGGUUUCCAUUGUGACACAAAAGGGAGAGACUCUUCUUGAUGAAGGGCGAUGAUAUGCACCAAGUGUAGACUGUUAAAAAUUUGUAUCUAAUCACAGCUUCUGAUUUAUUUAUUUUUCCAUAAAUAUUUGUGAUUUUAUUACUUAAGGAUUAUUUAUUAUUACUUCAGGAUUUGUUGGUGUGAUAAUACCUUGAAUGUUUGAAUGUGUAAGCUGUGAUUUCUAGUUGGCCUGUGAAAAAUGAAUUUCUGAAUGAGAAACACUGACAAGGAAACCCUUAUUCCUUACAUCCCCAGGGCAGUUAUCUUGGGGAAAUGUGUAUCAUUAGCCACUCAUCUCGUGCUGUGUCGUGUUGUGAACUCAACUAUCAUGGAAGGUGUACUAAUGCAGUGCAUCUUUCUAAAUGGCCAGUCGCUAAGCAUGUCAUUGUGUAUAGUUAAGUGUUGUGUUACAUUCACUAGUGUGAGCCAGACCAAAGUUUUUACUAAAGGGUCAUUCACCCUGUGUAUCCAGCUUCUUCCAGGUGGAAUGACAAUGGACCUUGGAUAUGAUCUGUAUGCCUGUGCGAAUGGACAAUAAUAAAGAUAUUAUAUCCCA